UGCACUCUUCUUCUUUUGCCAUUCCCCAACUUCAACUCACUCAUCAAUCAACUAUUACCUCUUCACAACAAUAAUGGAGAAAUUCUUUUUUAUCUCUUUGUUUUUCCUUAUGUUAGUGUCAGUUUACACCCAAGGUGUGAAGGGAUCGAUCGGCGUGAACUAUGGCACGGAGGCUGACAACCUCCCUCCACCAUCUAAGGUUGCGCGUUUUUUACUAGACUCCACCGUCAUUAGACGUGUUAGAGUCUUUGAUGCCGACCGAGAAAAGCUCAGGGCGUUUGCGGGUACUGGGAUUGCCAUCACAAUCACCAUACCUAAUGACCAAAUCCCACAUCUCACCAACUUGACUUUUGCCCAAGAAUGGGUGAAAGACAUCCUCCUCCCACACACUCGUGCCACCAACAUUGUCCGCAUACUCGUUGGGAAUGAGGUUCUUUCGACUGCAAACAAGCUUUUGAUCUCAAAUCUAGUCCCUGCAAUGCUGACCCUCCAUGACGCCCUAACUAGUGAGUCGUUGGACCGUGACAUCAAGAUCUCAACCCCACACUCUUUAGGCAUACUAUCCAACUCCAGCCCCCCCUCUAUGGGGAAGUUUAGGCAGGGCUAUGAUGCUUACAUACUUAAACCUCUCCUCAACUUCUUGAAAGCCACAAACUCCCCUUUCUUGAUCAAUCCAUACCCGUUUUUCGCCUCCUUGGAUGACAAUUUGGAUUACGCCCUCUUUAGGCCAACUCUUGGGGUGGUGGAUGAAAACACCAAUCUCACUUAUACCAAUCUGUUGGAUGGGCAGCUUGAUGCUGUCUUUUCAGCCAUAAAACGGCUCGGCUUCACGGAUAUUGACAUCGUUAUAGGUGAGACCGGGUGGCCCUCUAGAGGGGAUAUAGGGCAAACAGGGGUUGAUCUAGAGAGUGCAGCAGAAUACAACAGGAAACUAAUACAACAUGUUACAUCAGGCAUUGGGACACCUCUCAUGCCUAAUGCAACAUUUGAGACAUACAUUUUUGCACUCUUUAAUGAAGAUUUAAAGCCCGGCCCGACAUGUGAGAGGAACUUUGGAUUGUUCAAUCCGAAUCUUACACCGGUCUAUGACGUAGGAAUUCUCAAGCCGGUAGCUAAUGCUGCCAAGAGAAUUCGACAUGGAGUUAGUGAUACAUGUUUGUUGAUGUUCUUAGUGCAUGUUCUUGAUAAGAUUGUGUUGAAAUAUUUGGGCCUGGCCCGCUGAGGACAAUGGUGGAUCAGGAAAGAAAACAAUGGCCCAACAUGAUAAAAG
Molecule: messenger RNA, 1270 nt
Organism: Sesamum indicum (sesame)
Lineage: Eukaryota; Viridiplantae; Streptophyta; Magnoliopsida; Lamiales; Pedaliaceae
Product: O-Glycosyl hydrolases family 17 protein
Biological process (GO): carbohydrate metabolic process
Molecular function (GO): hydrolase activity, hydrolyzing O-glycosyl compounds
Source: RefSeq, a predicted model, not a curated record